GAUUACGUGGCAGCCUAGGGUGCAGCGCAGCUCCUAAAAGGCUCCCCAAACAAAGCAAAAGCGCAGACGGCUGCGGCCACUCUCGCACUCACUCACUCUUCCUCUUCUUAUUUUAAACCUUAAAAUCCUCUCAUAAUUACCAUUCUCUACAAAUCACUGCCACUGACCCUAAAAGGAAACCAAAUUCUCGACGGAAUCUGCCGGCAUGGACGGCGGUAUGACGUCAUGCCGGUCAAUUCUUGACAAACCCUACAGUCAACUCACCGAGGAAGACAUUUCACAGCUCACUCGUGAAGAUUGCCGCAAAUUUCUCAAAGAAAAAGGAAUGCGCAGACCUUCUUGGAACAAAUCUCAGGCGAUCCAGCAAGUGAUUUCCCUCAAAGCUUUGCUCGAAAAUGACGAAGAUUCCGGCGCCGGUUCCGGUGCUUUGAGGAAACUCUUAGUUUCGCAGCCUGAAAAUGCGCGGCGCGCCACUUCAAAUUCAGGUGAUUCGCUGAAGGAACAGAGCACUCCGGUCUUAGGAGACGAAAACGGUGCGUACAGGCGGAAGGAUCCACCCAAAUGCGUGGCUAACACUGAUAACAAGUCAUCUCCUUCCAGAAAUCUCGGUGAAGCAAAUAUGUUGGUUGGACAAAUGACGAUUUUCUAUUGUGGCAAGGUGAAUGUGUAUGAUGGAGUGCCUACUGACAAGGCACGGGCAAUUAUGCACCUGGCAGCAACUCCUAUUGAUUCUCCUCAAGAUGGUCCAUUUAGUGGAGUUGCGGCAUUAAGAUCUGUUCCAUGCCAUUUACAAGCGGCUGGUGAGAGACAUAGUAUUGUACCUCCUUCAAUGAUCUCUCAUCCCAUGCAAGCAGAGAAGAUAGCAGAAUAUCCUCAGGGAUAUAGGGAGAAAGGGAAUAUUACUCGCGACUCUGAUGGUCAGAUGAACCGAAAAGUUUCAUUGCAGAGGUAUCUUGAAAAGAAGAAAGACAGGGGAAGAUUUUUCAAAGGCAAGAAAAAUGCCGGACCAACUCCAUCAAGUUUGGAGAUGUAUUGGAACCAUCAAGUGAGGACACAUGCCUCAAAUGGACAACCAGGCCUUAGCAGUACGAGUUCUCCACCCCAGCCUGGAUUGCCAAAUACUUAUUCUGGCUCAGCUGACAACCAGGCUAAGGUUGCCACCCCUUCUGUUGAUGUCAACAAUAAAAUGUCUAAGAAUGUGGAAUUGAAGAUGCUUUAUAGGUCAGGUGGUUCUGGGGAGUAAGUAACCAUUCUAUGUGGGCAAUUACAACGCUAAACCUAAAAGAAAGGGAAAGCUAGAAAAUUUUUAUUAAAAUCAUCCUACACCCUUUCCUGUUAGGACGAUUUAGGCUGCUAUGAUAUGAAUGAGUUUAUGGAGAUUUGUGAGGGAGUCAUGAUUUUCUAAUGGUAAGAGUUUUAGGCCUAAUCUGAUCAAUUUUGUAAUUUAUGAAGCUUACUGCCAGCCUCAGGAAUUUCUUGUUUCUGAUGUUAAGGUCUCUCAUCUUUAGAAAUGAAAGCUAGAGGUAGCCUUAUUCUAUGGAUCAUUAUGUUAUGUAUGUAAAUUUUGGCUAUGUUUAGCCAUGCCAAGAUUAUGUCUAUUUAUUUGACUCAA
This is a messenger RNA of Mangifera indica (mango), 1612 nucleotides long. Its product is annotated as protein TIFY 4B. Gene Ontology annotation, biological process: regulation of defense response; response to wounding; regulation of jasmonic acid mediated signaling pathway. The record is from RefSeq and is a predicted model, not a curated record. Gene Ontology annotation, cellular component: nucleus. Lineage: Eukaryota; Viridiplantae; Streptophyta; Magnoliopsida; Sapindales; Anacardiaceae. The coding region runs from base 206 to 1243 and encodes 345 amino acids. The transcript has 9 exons.